UCAGACUACGCUGAACAGACGCAGCACGACCAGAGGUACGGCGUCAGAUCAUACCUCCACCAGUUCUACGAGGAGUGUACUGCCUCCAUCUGGGAACGCGACGAAGAUUUUCAGAUUCAGAGAUCGCCUAGUCGGUGGAGCUCUGUCCUCUGGAAGGUCUGUCUAGCGUUAGGAACCCUGAUUCUGGUGACAGGCCUCAUUGUCCUACUGGUGGGCUACGCCACCCCAACUAAGAUCGAAGCGUUCGGGGAAGACGAGCUCCUCUUCGUGGACAGCCACGCCGUCCUCUUCAACCGAGCCUUGGACGUGUGCAAGCUGACGGGCGCCGUUCUGUUCUGCGUGGGCGGCGGCCUGAUGGCCGUAGGUCUCCUCCUCUCGGCCUUCUCUAAGAGCUACUCCAAGGAGGAGCUGUACCUGCAGCAGAAGUUUAAGGAGAGGCUGGUUGAUAUCCAGAAUACGGUCCAUCCUGUCACCAGAGCCCCUACUCCGGGGAGAGUAAGUCCCGUCACCCUGUCUAAAGUGCAAAGUGUCCAGCCCAACUCAGAGACAUAACAGUUGUCAAUGUAGUAGUGAGAGGUAGAUUUUCAGUGGUGUUCAUGUGUCCCUGUUCCUAACCCUUCUAAAGGUCAGCUUAUGUCAUCUUAGUACUACUCCUUACAAACCCUGUGUUUCCAGCACUUACACUCAGGGCUGCAGGAGGAAUCACACAGCUCCUUCCAUGUGAUGCUGUGUAAUUAAGGCUGCAGGAGGAAUCACACAGCUCCUUUCAUGUAAAUCUACUGACUGGGUUACAAUCAUGUACCUAGACCAAGAAACUAACAGACUCACUGUAUAGAGCAGUGGGUCUCAC
Messenger RNA from Oncorhynchus gorbuscha (pink salmon), 850 nucleotides. Its product is annotated as neurensin-1-like. Gene Ontology annotation, cellular component: neuron projection; neuronal cell body; transport vesicle. Lineage: Eukaryota; Metazoa; Chordata; Actinopteri; Salmoniformes; Salmonidae. The record is from RefSeq and is a predicted model, not a curated record. Gene Ontology annotation, biological process: nervous system development.